This is a messenger RNA of Ctenocephalides felis (cat flea), 902 nucleotides long. RefSeq lists its product as uncharacterized. The record is from RefSeq and is a predicted model, not a curated record. NCBI's taxonomy places the organism in Eukaryota, Metazoa, Arthropoda, Insecta, Siphonaptera, Pulicidae. The coding region runs from base 334 to 759 and encodes 141 amino acids. Gene Ontology annotation, cellular component: mitochondrial large ribosomal subunit. The transcript has 3 exons.
GAGCUCGCGACUUAAUGAUUUACAUGGAUAUAAUUUGCGAAAGAUUGUUUAUCAAAUUCACAUACAAUUAAAAAAUUAUGAUAUGUUUUCAAAAAUUGUAUUGAUAUCAAUAUUUUGCAGAUAAAUAUGUAAUAAAUAAUUUAUGUAUAAUACGAAACCGUUUUCAAAAACUAUAUUUCAGUAUCCGGCAUGUUUACGUAGUCUCGAAACUAGGAAAACAAAAUGGCGCUGUAAGUAGUGGAUGACAUCACUUCGAUAAAUAUGGGACAAGAGGUUUAGUUAAAAAUCAAAGGAGACGAAGUCGAUACACAAAAAUAGAAACCUUUAUGUGUGAUGUCAAUUCCGUUCAGCGGUCGUUUUGGUCGGUCGGGUGGUGUGGUUUCUGCCAUAGGAAAACAAUUAAAAGGUGUUAACUUAAAACCUGUUAAAAGGGUUACUGUAACAUUUGAUCCAUUUCACGAAAAUGCAACUGCAACUAGGGACUUCUUGUACUUCCUCACAUCUCCGAAAAUAGGCAGAACAAAUCCAGGUUGUGUGAUAAAAACUGAUGUUGUGUGUGAUCGCAGGUCACCCACAGUCAAAUUUUCUUUCAAUCCAGAUGCUGCAGAGCAAGCAAAGAUUCAGAGUGUCACUCUGAAAGCAGAUAAUUUAACUACUUUAGAGUUGUUACAGCUAUGCAAUAAACAUAUAUCAGUAUUUGCACCCAAAGACGAAAUUACUGUAACUAAAUUGGAAACAAAAUCUGCGAGAAGGAAAUAGAUUUGUAAAAUGGGGCACAACAAAGGCAACAUAGAUGUUAUUGAACAAUUGUAUAGCCAUGUUCCUGCUUUCACUGAUGUUUUUUCUGAGGACACAUUCUAUGUCUUUGCAUUAUGUUUUGUAUUAACUACUAUAGUUGUGGC